Lineus longissimus is the source of this 1997-nucleotide messenger RNA. RefSeq names its product amiloride-sensitive sodium channel subunit gamma-like. Bases 2 to 1669 code for a protein of 555 amino acids. Gene Ontology annotation, molecular function: ligand-gated sodium channel activity. Gene Ontology annotation, cellular component: plasma membrane. The transcript has 10 exons. Gene Ontology annotation, biological process: sodium ion transmembrane transport. Lineage: Eukaryota; Metazoa; Nemertea; Pilidiophora; Heteronemertea; Lineidae. The record is from RefSeq and is a predicted model, not a curated record.
GAUGAAAAAGUCGUCCGCUCCGGAGGAUGCCGAAAACCGGAGACUCAGCGGGGAGGGUGUGACUUCCCCUGGGAGUCCUGUUCGUGGGGAAAGGGCCCGCGGAGGGAUGGCAUCACAACGCUUCUAUGACUUUCUCCCGGUUGUUGACAUGCAUGGAAUAUCGAAUCUGCUGAGGAGUAACCAUUUUGUCAGAAAGGCGAUUUGGAUCGCGUUCCUCAUUGGACUAACCGCUGUAUGUGCUUGGCAGCUGUCGGGUGUGAUUCAGACAUUUAUAGACGCACCAACGGCAACAAAUUUUGAAUAUGUCUUCGAACGCAGACUCGACUUCCCGGCAGUAACCAUGUGCAAUGUCAACCCAUUCAGACGAUCCAAAAUAUCGAAAAUAAACAGUGAUGAUUUCAAGGAAUUUUAUAACAGAACAUCUCAGGGGAGAAAAGGUGCUGGCGUCAGGAAGAAGAAUAGCGCAAACUCCGGCUCAUCAGGAAACUCUCCUUCACCUUCAGGCAGUUCUGGCGGCACAGACAACUUCACUUGGGAUGACAUUGAUUACGAUAGCAGCAGGGAGGAUUUUGACAACAGCCAAGAGUUCUAUGCGAAAUACAUGAGCCUAGAGGGUGACGAUCAAACGACUAUUGGGUAUUCCCUCAAUGAUAUGAUGAUCGACUGCUCGUGGGCAGGCAAGUCGUGCUCGCCAAUCAAUUUUACCCGAUCAACCAAUCCACGAUUUGGAAACUGUUUUUCGUUCAACGUAAAAAAUGCUUAUGAUGAAGCAGUUAAAAAAACGUCUUCGCCCGGUCCUCUCCAUGGUUUGUCGGUCAUGCUCUACAUUGACCAAGGAGAUUACUUUCAUGAAGUGGCCGACUCUGCCGGAAUCAAGGUGAUCGUGCACAACCAAGAUGUGAUGCCCUUCCCACAAGACCAUGGCCUACUGGUUGCUCCCGGCUUUCAAACGCAGAUUGGAAUACGUAAGGUAUCUAUAGAGAGGAUGAGCUCUCCUCAUGGCGCUUGCGAAAACCUUACCACCGCUGAAGCUUUAGCGAGGGACGCUCACGUGGAGAUGCUGUACGGAGUUAAAUACACAAGCCAGGGCUGUGAAAAGACAUGUUUGCAGAAGGCCAUCGUGGAGACGUGCGGUUGUAAAUACGCAAUGUACGCGUUCACGGGAGGAGCCUUUAAUAACACUAACGUUCCAACGGCGCCAUUUUGUACCUUAACCAAUACAGAAUCACAAACGUGUAUUGAAAAUGUAGAAAGACUGUUUUAUAUGGAUCAGCUUACCUGUGACCCACCGUGCCCGAUCAUAUGCAGCGAAAACCUUUUCCCAACCACGAGCACAUCUUCAGGAUGGCCAGCAUUAGCCAAGGAGGAAGAUAUCAAGAUGAUGAUUGCCGAGGUGAACCCAAAGCUUGGUCAGAUAAUAAUGAAGAUGUCGGACAUGGAAGCAAGAGAAUUCUUACACUACAACUUUUUGAAAUUAAACGUUUUCUACCAAGAUAUGAUGUUCCAAAGAAUAGUCACCGAAGAGGGUUAUUCCUGGCAGGAGAUGGUGUCCGACAUCGGUGGGACCGUGGAACUCUACGUUGGCGCAUCCAUCGUCACGUUCUUUCAGCUGAUUGAGAUAGUUAUUGACCUCGCACUCAUUGGAAUACGGGGCAAGUUAACGGGAUGACGAAUGAAGAAGGAAGAUACUUUCUUAAAAGAGACACUGGGUCGAUUAUUUUUAUUAUAUGAUGUAACGUCAGACUCAAUGGCGCAACAGAGAACCGAUCGCUUCACGCGUCCAUUUUCUGGAGCUGUGUCAACAAAAUGGCUGAUCAGCCGGGAAUUAAGUAUCUUACAUGUGCAUUGAAUGUAUCAUUUUCAGUAUCUUUAUUUCUAUAUACGACGGUCAUAAUAAAGUAAGGCGCAAUGAUAAAUAUUUUUAACCCUGUACUGUAAUUUUUUAAAUGUUUGUAUACAUGUAUAUUAUUGUGGCAAUAAACUGAGUAACCAAAUGA